Molecule: messenger RNA, 2880 nt
Organism: Prorocentrum cordatum
Lineage: Eukaryota; Dinophyceae; Prorocentrales; Prorocentraceae
Source: the annotation of a GenBank genome assembly
GCGGCCUGCGCUCCGGCAGCCCCGGCGGCUGCGGAGCAGGCCCGGGGGCCCCCGCCGGGCGCCGCGGCGCCGUCGGCGGCGGGUGCUUCGCUGCAGACGCCGCGCCAGGCGAGCCUCGCCGUCCCCGCGUCGACGCUGGGCGACGAGAGCACCGUCGACGACCAGGCCUGCCAGCUCGCAGAGGAGCUGAUGGCGGAGCAGAUUGCGCCGAGCGGUGAGGAGGCGGCAGUUCGGUCCCCAGCCCCGCCCGCCUCCGAGCACGCAGAGGAGCUGGCGGCGGAGAGCCUCGCGCAGGGCAGCGAUGCGGCGGCGGCGGGAGCGGCCUGCGCCGUUGCUGCUCUCACUAAGGAGCUGAGGACGGAGCAGACUGCUCGUGUCCACCAGGCAGAGGGCGACGCUGCGGCGGCCAGGGCGUGCUGCCUGGAGGCGCUGGAGGCUCUGGACGACAACGCAGCCUCCCACUGGGAGGCUGCGUUCACGGACUGCCUUCAGGCCCUGGCCGCCGUGCCGCGCGAGGGGGCGGGGUCCUCCGCCGCAGCGGCGCAGGCGGAGGUCGAGCAGGUCGCAGUGCCUCCCGGGACGCCAGACGCUGGUGCAGAUGGCGACGCUGCGGCGGCCAAGGCGUGCUGCCUGGAAGCGCUGGAGGCCCUGGACGGCAGCGGAGCCCCUCAGGCGCAGGCGGACUGCCUUCAGGCCCUGGCCGCCGUGCCGCUCCAGGGAGCGGGUGCCCCCGCGGCAGCGGCGCAGGCGGAGGUCGAGCAGGUCGUGGUGCCAGCCGAGACGCCGGACGCUGUUGCCGAGGCUUCGGCGGCCAAGGCGUGCUGCCUGGAAGCGCUGGAGGCCCUGGACGGCAGCGGAGACCCUCAGGCGCAGGCGGACUGCCUUCAGGCCCUGGCCGCCGUGCCGAUGCAGGGAGCGGCUGUUCCUGAGGCAGCGGCGCAGGCGGAGGUCAAGCAGGUCGUGCUGCCGGCCGAGACGCUGGACUCUGUUGCCGAAGCUUCGGCGGCCAGGGCGUGUUGCCUAGAAGCGCUGGAGGCCCUGGAAGACACCGCAGCCUCCCAGGCGCAGGCGGACUGCCUUCAGGCCCUGGCCGCCGUGCCGCGCGAGGGGGCGGGGUCCUCCGCGGCAGCGGCGCAGGCGGAGGUCGAGCAGGUCGCAGUGCCUCCCGGGACGCCAGACGCUGGUGCAGAUGGCGACGCUGCGGCGGCCAAGGCGUGCUGCCUGGAAGCGCUGGAGUCCCUGGGCGGCAGCGGAGACCCUCAGGCGCAGGCGGACUGCCUUCAGGCCCUGGCCGCCGUGCCGCUCCAGGGAGCGGGUGCCCCCGCGGCAGCGGCGCAGGCGGAGGUCAAGCAGGGGGCGGGGUCCUCCGCGGCAGCGGCGCAGGCGGAGGUCGAGCAGGUCGCAGUGCCUCCCGGGACGCCAGACGCUGGUGCAGAUGGCGACGCUGCGGCGGCCAAGGCGUGCUGCCUGGAAGCGCUGGAGUCCCUGGGCGGCAGCGGAGACCCUCAGGCGCAGGCGGACUGCCUUCAGGCCCUGGCCGCCGUGCCGCUCCAGGGAGCGGGUGCCCCCGCGGCAGCGGCGCAGGCGGAGGUCAAGCAGGUCGUGGUGCCAGCCGAGACGCCGGACGCUGUUGCCGAGGCUUCGGCGGCCAAGGCGUGCUGCUUGGAAGCGCUGGAGGCCCUGGACGGCAGCGGAGACCCUCAGGCGCAGGCGGACUGCCUUCAGGCCCUGGCCGCCGUGCCGAUGCAGGGAGCGGGUGUUCCCGAGGCAGCGGCGCAGGCGGAGGUCAAGCAGGUCGUGCUGCCGGCCGAGACGCUGGACUCUGUUGCCGAGGCUUCGGCGGCCAGGGCGUGCUGCCUAGAAGCGCUGGAGGCCCUGGACGACAACGCAGCCUCCCAGGCGCAGGCGGACUGCCUUCAGGCCCUGGCCGCCGUGCCGCGCGAGGGGGCGGGGUCCUCCGCGGCAGCGGCGCAGGCGGAGGUCGAGCAGGUCGCAGUGCCUCCCGGGACGCCAGACGCUGGUGCAGAUGGCGACGCUGCGGCGGCCAAGGCCCUGGCCGCCGUGCCGAUGCAGGGAGCGGGUGUUCCCGAGGCAGCGGCGCAGGCGGAGGUCAAGCAGGUCGUGCUGCCGGCCGAGACGCUGGACUCUGUUGCCGAGGCUUCGGCGGCCAGGGCGUGCUGCCUAGAAGCGCUGGAGGCCCUGGACGACACCGCAGCCUCUCAGGCGCAGGCGGACUGCCUUCAGGCCCUGGCCGCCGUGCCGCGCGAGGGGGCGGGGUCCUCCGCGGCAGCGGCGCAGGCGGAGGUCGAGCAGGUCGCAGUGCCUCCCGGGACGCCAGACGCUGGUGCAGAUGGCGACGCUGCGGCGGCCAAGGCGUGCUGCCUGGAAGCGCUGGAGUCCCUGGACGGCAGCGGAGACCCUCAGGCGCAGGCGGACUGCCUUCAGGCCCUGGCCGCCGUGCCGCUCCAGGGAGCGGGUGCCCCCGCGGCAGCGGCGCAGGCGGAGGUCAAGCAGGCCGCCCAGCGGGCGCCCGGCGGCAGCUACGACGAGCGGUGGGAGCUGGACGAGGGCAGGUCACUCGAGCUCAUCGUGGAGCCGGCCGAGACGCCGGACGCUGUUGCCGAGGCUUCGGCGGCCAAGGCGUGCUGCCUGGAAGCGCUGGAGGCCCUGGACGGCAGCGGAGCCCCUCAGGCGCAGGCGGACUGCCUUCAGGCCCUGGCCGCCGUGCCGAUGCAGGGAGCGGCUGUUCCCGCGGCAGCGGCGCAGGCGCAGGUCAAGCAGGCCCCGCGGAUGGUGCCGCCCCCGCAGGAGUCGGCCGCGCCCCGGGCCUCGCCGCCGCAGUCCGCCCGCAGCCGCCCAGCGUCCGCCGCGGGCCGGCCG